Molecule: messenger RNA, 1651 nt
Organism: Erpetoichthys calabaricus (reedfish)
Lineage: Eukaryota; Metazoa; Chordata; Cladistia; Polypteriformes; Polypteridae
Gene: mrps30
Product: mitochondrial ribosomal protein S30
Exons: 5
Coding region: 16-1422 (468 amino acids)
Biological process (GO): translation
Cellular component (GO): mitochondrion; ribosome; mitochondrial large ribosomal subunit
Molecular function (GO): structural constituent of ribosome
Source: RefSeq, a predicted model, not a curated record
AUCGACCGCUCCUAAAUGGUGGGGAUAUUAACGUGCCCCGCUGAAGUGAAUGCGUCAUCGAUUCCUGCCGCAAGGAGUAAACGCUAUAGCCAUUUUGAUUGGUUGCUGACUGUGGCUCUCGUUGAACUGGAAUACCGCGAGAAGCUUUCUAGUCACCGCUCACUAAACAACAUGGCUGCGCCCAUGAGGUUACCUUUGCUGCCUUUAAGUAAAAAUUGGCUGAAACUGAGUGGACUCCAGCGUGCGAUACACAGUGAAGCAGUAACUCAAGAAGCGGCAUACCCUCCUGUGAUCCCAUCCUACACUGCCAAAAGUAAAUCGGCAAAGAAGCUCAGGGAGACGGUCUACCACGAUCGCGUGCGCAAUGCAACGUCCGUUUCCGAAAAGCUGGAAUUGUUAACUAAAGUUCAACGAAAAAAAUACGUUGUGUAUCCUCAGACGUCUGCUCUGAACGCUGACCGCUGGUACCAGCACUUCACCAAGACGGUGUUCUUGAAAGGACUUCCUGAAAAGUUCAGCUCACCCUGUGAUCAGAGUGUAUUAAGCAAGAUCAAAUCAAUUGUUGUUAAUGGGAUUUUGCAAGAAAGGUUUUAUGUAAAGAAAAAAUCGCCUUUCCUGCAAAGAGAGCAGGAGCAUUUUGUGCGCCCGUUUAUGACCAACUUAGUUUUGGGUGCGACCAGCGCGUUAGGUGCAGAAAACCCACAGCUGUCAUUGUCAAGAGUGGAUUUUGAUCCACAAGUUAACUUCUAUUGGAUGCGUGGUGAGACAACUGUUCCACGUGGGCACCGCAGAGGUCGCAUUGAUCCAAUUAGAUUUCAAAUAGAUGAUCAACCUCACAGUCAGAUAAGGAUUCCACAGCAGCUGGAGGAGUUUUGUCCUCUAGAGAGUCAUGCUUCUGAUAAUGUUCCAGUCAUCACUCUUGGACCUGACAGGCUUCCUCUUUUUACGAGACAAUAUGAUAACAGAAUUUUCACAGGCUCAAAGGUGAUGGAUCCUUGCUGUUAUGGUCAUACACAGUUUCACAUAACUGGUGGCAGGUUUAAAAGAUCUGAGUUUAAACAGGCUAAUGCUGAAGACCAGAUAGAAGUCCACUUGAGAGCAAAUGCUAUUUCAAGUCUUUUUGCCUGGACAGGGGCACAGGCAAUGUUCCAGGGGUUCUGGAGCAAGGAAGAUGUGACACGACCAUUUGUAUCUCAAGCGGUCAUAACAGAUGGACAACAUUUUUCUUUUUUUUGUUACCAGUUAAACACUCUUGCAUUAACUGUUGAAACAGACAAGAAUAAUCCUAGAAAAAACAUUUGUUGGGGGACAGAAAGCAUGUGCUUAUAUGAAGAGCUGAGAGAUGGAGAACUUGUUGGGGUAAAUGAAAAUGUUCUAACAUUGCUAAUUAAUUUCCUUUUGAACAGAUCAAAUACACAGUAGUGUUAUACACUGUCCAUCUCCUGUUAUUCAAGGUUUUGUAAAAUUAAGGGACCCUAAAGUAGUAAGUUAUGAAAAGAUGAGCAUUAUUGUGAAUGUUUAAGAUUUUGUAUUUGAAACAUAUCUGUAAUUACUUAGUGGCCAUUUCUCAAAAUAGGAUCUGUAAAAACAUAUUGCUCCUUGUAUGAAUUCAAAUUUAUUUAAAUAAAUAGCUUUUUUUAUUUGUGCUUGA